CGCCCGCUGGUCCGUGGGGCUCUGGGCGGCCGUGUCAGACGCCGAGGCAGCUGGGGCCCGGCUGGGAUCGCCGGUGUUUGCACCCGAGGGUUGCAUCGUGUGCGUGGCUGUGCCCCCCGCCGGUGCAUCGCCAGCGCACCCGUCCCUGCAGGAGAUAAACUUCCCUCGGCCGAGUCUGCAAGAUUGAGAGGAGCUGGGCGAUUAGAAGUCGGCUCGCUGUGAAGGUUUAUUGAAGUCAAAAUGUCUCAAAAAAUUCGUGGCGGUUCUGUGGUAGAGAUGCAAGGAGAUGAAAUGACACGAAUCAUUUGGGAGUUGAUUAAAGAAAAACUCAUUUUUCCAUAUGUGGAACUGGACCUGCACAGCUAUGAUUUAGGCAUCGAGAAUCGUGAUGCCACCAAUGACCAGGUCACCAAGGAUGCCGCAGAAGCUAUAAAGAAGUACAACGUCGGUAUCAAGUGUGCCACCAUCACCCCUGAUGAGAAGAGGGUUGAGGAGUUCAAGUUGAAACAGAUGUGGAAGUCACCAAAUGGCACCAUCCGAAAUAUUCUGGGUGGCACUGUCUUCAGGGAAGCUAUUAUCUGCAAAAAUAUCCCCCGGCUCGUGAGCGGGUGGGUAAAGCCCAUCAUCAUAGGUCGUCAUGCGUAUGGGGACCAGUACAGAGCAACUGAUUUUGUUGUUCCUGGGCCUGGAAAAGUAGAGAUAACCUACACACCAAGUGAUGGAUCCCAAACAAAGACAUACCUGGUACAUAACUUUGAAGACGGUGGUGGUGUUGCCAUGGGGAUGUACAAUCAAGAUAAGUCCAUCAAAGAUUUCGCACACAGUUCUUUCCAGAUGGCUCUGUCUAAGAGUUGGCCUUUGUAUCUGAGCACCAAAAAUACUAUUCUGAAGAAAUAUGAUGGGCGAUUUAAAGACAUCUUUCAGGAGAUAUAUGACAAGCAGUACAAAUCCCAAUUUGAGGCCCAGAAGAUCUGGUAUGAGCACAGGCUCAUCGAUGACAUGGUGGCCCAAGCUAUGAAGUCAGAGGGAGGCUUCAUCUGGGCCUGUAAAAACUACGAUGGCGACGUACAGUCAGACUCCGUGGCCCAAGGUUAUGGCUCUCUCGGCUUGAUGACCAGCGUGCUGAUUUGUCCAGAUGGGAAGACGGUAGAAGCAGAGGCUGCCCAUGGGACUGUAACACGUCACUACCGCAUGCACCAGAAGGGACAGGAGACAUCUACCAAUCCCAUUGCUUCCAUUUUUGCCUGGACCAGAGGGUUAGCCCACAGAGCUAAGCUUGAUAACAACAAGGAGCUCGGCUUCUUUGCAAAGGCUUUGGAAGACGUCUGUAUUGAGACCAUCGAGGCUGGCUUCAUGACCAAGGACUUGGCUGCUUGUAUUAAAGGUUUACCCAAUGUGCAACGUUCUGACUACUUGAAUACGUUUGAGUUCAUGGACAAACUCGGAGAAAAUUUGAAGAUAAAACUAGCUCAGGCCAAACUUUAAGAUCAUUCCUCAACUCAGGAGGACAAGUGUUUUUUGUUAACUACGUCCACUGGUUUACAUUUUUCUGUAUAACAUUCAAGGGAAGGGCAGAAUCAAUUUUGUAAUUUGUUUAGAAGUCAGAGUUUUAUCUUUUCUAUAAGUUUACAGCCUUUUUCUUAUACAUACAGUUAUGCCACUUCAAGAAUGUGGCUGGAGACUUUUUAAAUUUAAAUUUUAUUUUCUACUAGUAGCUUAGGAAUUACUUUAGUGCUGAUUUGUACUCGCUGUCACUUUUUCUCAUGUUCCGCUAUAAAUGACCAAAAUGAAGAGCGCUUAAAAGGUACACUGUAGCCACGGUUUUGGUCCCUAAAAUUGUGUAGAGUCAAAAUUCACUCCCUUCCCCACUCUCCAUGGCCUGGGCUCUGGGUGCUGUUGGUGUAACAGGCGUCCCAUCAUGUGAGGUCCUUGACUUGUGAGGUCCAGCUGCACCUUAAACUUGCCCAAGAAUUGGAACGAAGAGCGUGGGUGCAACUAAAAUGUGUUGAAGACACAGCAGUCAUUUGUGCAAAGAGCUCUCACUGAAUGUUUCGAAAUGUUAAAUGUUUCUGAAGCCGCUGCAGAGCUCAGAAUCCAGAAUAAGUCCUACCUGGGGUUUGUCCCCUGUGUUUGUCUUCCCUUCCUGGCCUUGUGUGGUCUCAGUAUUAUGUACCACCAACAGUGUGUUUUAUUCAAGUGCAAUAAUACGAGCUGCACCUUUUUUGGACUUCUGGCCUGUUUUAUGUCCUUCAUAUAAAUGUGAUUUUUCAGAAGUUGAUUUUAAACACUAUUCUGAUCUGUUCUUUAUCUGAACUGUUAAUUUUAAUUAAAAUUAAGUGCUAAUGACUAA
Molecule: messenger RNA, 2350 nt
Organism: Miniopterus natalensis
Lineage: Eukaryota; Metazoa; Chordata; Mammalia; Chiroptera; Miniopteridae
Gene: IDH1
Product: isocitrate dehydrogenase (NADP(+)) 1
Biological process (GO): NADP+ metabolic process; isocitrate metabolic process
Cellular component (GO): peroxisome; cytosol; mitochondrion
Molecular function (GO): magnesium ion binding; isocitrate dehydrogenase (NADP+) activity; NAD binding
Source: RefSeq, a predicted model, not a curated record